AUGGCUGCAAUAGAUACGCUACGAAGUGAUGCUACUUCUGCUAACGACAAUCAUGCCACGGUUCUUAUUAUUGGCGCAGGAGUAGUAGGAUGCCUCACCGCGAUCAAACUAGCUCAGGCUGGGAUUGACGUUCAGAUCGUGGAAAGACUGCUGGAAACGAGUGAGGCGCCUCGGGCUUGCGGAUAUUUCGGUGCCGUCCAGGGGUUUUUGGACGAGCUUGGAUUGUACACACUGAUCCGGGAUCAAGGCUUCAUGACCCGCGGCUUGUGUUGGCGAGGAUUGCCAAAGGACAAUGAUAGCAAGGACGGGAAACGCUUUGGCGACAUCGUUGCGGUCCAGCCUCUCUGUGCCCCAGAUGAUACUUCAUUCCCUGUCGGGUCCGGGCUCCUGAACCUCACCCAGGGUCAGCUCAACAAGCUUUUCGUCCAUCAAGCACUCCAGACGGGUCGAGUCCGUGUCAACUUCGGGGCAGAAUUCGUCUCGAUCUUGGAGAAUAGUGAGGAGAACGGUGUCACCGUCCUCGCUCGGGACGUCGAUACCGGGGUGGAAAGACAAUACCGUGGAAAAUAUUGCAUCGGAGCAGAUGGUGCUCACUCGAACUUGCGCAAAGCCCUCGGUCUCCCGUUUCCAGGUCAUCAAUGGCCGGAGAGACUGUUGGCAACCAAUGUGAGAGUGCCCAACGUCGAGGACCCUGUGUGGCAUACGUACUAUUACAUGGCCGAGAAGUAUUGGGGAGUGGCCACGCCACUUGAAGAGCCUGUGCUUGGGGAGAAGACUCUCUGGAGAUAUGCGAUCGCUGUUCCGCCGGAGGUGACCAAGGCGGAUGAUGAACUGCUCUCCGACGAGUAUAUCCUUGGGAUUUAUGAAAGCCGAUUGCCAGGCCCACGGCCACUGCAAGCUCAGAUUGAAGCACGAGUCCUGUACCGGAUACACCAACGUCUGGCGCCAACUUUAAGGAAAGGAAACUGUCUACUUGCCGGCGAUGCCGCCCAUGUAUGCAAUCCUGUGGGUGCCCUCGGUCUAAACAGUGGAAUGUUGGAUGCCGAUGCAUUGGCCGAAGCACUCGUCAUGGUGCUGAGGGAAGGUCGGUCCGAUAAAGUGCUGGAUGUCUAUUCGGAUGAGAGGCGCAAGGUGUUUCAGUUCUUUGUCGAUCCCACAUCCUCGCAGAAUAAAAUGCGAGUUCACAGCCAUCCUCCCGAGACCGCUGCGCAAGAUGACUGGUAUUUUCGAAUCCUGGCAAACAAUCCCACCAAAAAACAGAUGCUGGACUUGAUGAAGCCAUACUUCGAAACAUGGAGGACUAACAUGCGGAAGGCUGCCGGGGAAUUGUAA
Cladophialophora psammophila CBS 110553 is the source of this 1332-nucleotide messenger RNA. RefSeq lists its product as uncharacterized. Gene Ontology annotation, molecular function: FAD binding. The record is from RefSeq and is a predicted model, not a curated record. NCBI's taxonomy places the organism in Eukaryota, Fungi, Ascomycota, Eurotiomycetes, Chaetothyriales, Herpotrichiellaceae. The transcript is spliced from 2 exons. The coding region runs from base 1 to 1332 and encodes 443 amino acids.